AUGGCCGCUUGGUUGGCGUAUACUUCGACUAUUCUCGAUCGGCUGACUGAAUUGAGGAAUGAUGUUGCACUUCGGGUGGUUCUCAAGUGCUGGCAGUGUUUCAGUCUUGUUGACGACGGAGAAACCCCAACAACGCCUUGGGCCAGUAUCAACGAGACCGGCCUCAUUAACAUCUCGGUUCCAACAGAAGCAUUGAGAGUACACUUACAGUUCCUUCUGCCUUCGGAGACUAUACCGGUCGUCUUUCACCAUAUUCGCGUCAUCCUCAUGAGUAUAGUCUACGAAAACUUUUGCAAGCAAGUCAACACCUACGAGCCUGAGCACCGGUUGAUUAUUCACGGCAAAACUAUCGGCCUAGAGGUAUACAUGGCAAUUCUGGGUCUAGAGAUCGACGAAAAGGCUGCAAACGAAUCGGAGUAUCUAGUCAAUCACUUACAGACUAUUGUUGGAGUGGGCAUUAGCCUGCAAAAGGACCUCAUUCAUUUGCCCCAAGAACUGAAACAGGGUGGGACAGCAAACUUCAUCAUCCUAAAGCACUUACGAGAGAGAGGCCGAAAACUAACAAGUGGAGGAAACAAUGUACACGAUUAUGUCAAAGCAAUUCUGGACACGGUUAAAAGUCAUAAUCAACUGCACGAUUGGGCAUUCGAAAGCUACAAACAGGUCAGGAAGAGUGGGAGAACAAAAGCUAUUCUCCAAGCUCGCACGUUGUAUCACUUACUAGGAGCACAUUGGCGAUGGAGAUGCAAAAUCGAAGGCUACGAACAGUGUUAG
Molecule: messenger RNA, 774 nt
Organism: Exophiala spinifera
Lineage: Eukaryota; Fungi; Ascomycota; Eurotiomycetes; Chaetothyriales; Herpotrichiellaceae
Exons: 1
Coding region: 1-774 (257 amino acids)
Source: RefSeq, a predicted model, not a curated record